Messenger RNA from Prionailurus viverrinus (fishing cat), 1850 nucleotides. RefSeq names its product ephrin A1 (gene EFNA1). The record is from RefSeq and is a predicted model, not a curated record. The transcript is spliced from 5 exons. Gene Ontology annotation, cellular component: plasma membrane. Gene Ontology annotation, biological process: axon guidance; ephrin receptor signaling pathway. Lineage: Eukaryota; Metazoa; Chordata; Mammalia; Carnivora; Felidae. Bases 105 to 1109 code for a protein of 334 amino acids. Gene Ontology annotation, molecular function: ephrin receptor binding.
AGGAGUGCUGGGGCGGGUGGCGGAGGUGGAAGAGGAAUGAGUCAGUGCCCGUCACGGGAAUGGGGGAAAGACGCCAGGCCCAGAGCUGAAAUACCUGUUCUGAAAUGGCUUCUAUGUUUAUCUCUCCAGAGAGGAAUUUUAAAAGCCUCUCCCUCACUGGCGCUCUCCUCCUCCCCCUCCCCGGUGGGGGAGGGGCCCGGGUGCUCGCCGCCCCCAGGCCGGGCCUCCGAGGGCGCCCGCCGACCGGGCAGGGGGUGCCACCCCCACCCCCACCCCGACCAGGCCGCUCGGCCGAGCUCUUGCCCCUCCCCCACCCGUGCCGGGGCCCGGGUUUGAAGCGGGUUGGCGGCCGGCCGCGCCGGGGGAAUCCGGAGGGGCCGACCGGCUGGGGGUGGGGUGGGGGGCGGGUGGGAGGCCCCUCCCCCGCCCGGACCCCUCCCCGCGGCGCCUGGAGCCAGGUGUCUGGGGCCGGAGGGCGGAGCCGGGCCGGAGCCGCGGGGGCCCCGGGGAGGGCGCUGGCCGCACCUGGGGCGGCCUCCGCCGGGCCGAGAGCCCCAGCGUUUCUGGAGCUCCUUCCGCGGAGGUUCCGGAGCGAGGACUACACAGUACACGUCCGGCUCAAUGACUACCUGGACAUCAUCUGCCCGCAUUACGAGGACGACACCGUGGCGGCCGCCGCCAUGGAGCGGUACACCCUGUAUCUGGUGGAGCGUGAGCAGUACCAGCUGUGCCAACCCCAGUCCAGGGACCAGGUCCGCUGGCAGUGCAACCAGCCGAGCGCCAGGCACGGCCCGGAGAAGCUGUCGGAGAAGUUCCAGCGCUUCACGCCCUUCACCCUGGGCAAGGAGUUCAAAGAGGGACACAGCUACUACUACAUCUCCAAACCCAUCCACCACCAGGAAGACCAGUGCUUGAGGUUGAAGGUGAUCGUCAGUGGCAAAAUCACUCCCAGUCCUCAGGCCCAUGUCAAUCCACAGGAAAAGAGACUUCCAGCAGAUGACCCAGAGGUACAGGUCCUACACAGCAUCGGGCACAGCGCUGCCCCCCGCCUCUUCCCACUUGCCUGGGCUGUGCUGCUUCUGCCGCUCCUGCUGCUGCAAACCCCAUGAAGACAUAGGCCACACCUGGCCUGAGGAUUUAGAACUGGGCCGAGGAGGCAGGAUGGGCACCCUCACCUGUUCGGGGACCCCUCCCACGGCCCCAGUCCUCCUGGGAACCAUUCCCACCACAUGCACAAGCUGCCUUCCAGCAGCCUCAAAACGGGUAUCAAGAGUUUCAACCCAAAGGGGGUCGGCAAGCCUGGUAGUGCCAUCACUGCCUCCACCUCGAGGGAUGGACAGGGGAGUGGGGAUAGGCCUUCCCCCACCAUUUCUGCCCUUAAGCCAAAGGAACAAGCUGUGCAAGAUGUGGCCUCUUGAGAAGGCCGAGCUGGAGGGAGCCUGCGGUCAUACAGAUGGACACUGAGCUUGGCAAAGAUGCCCCUCCAGAGAGAGCCAGGAUGCCCAGAGGCACUGGCUGCAGGAGGAGUGUGAGACAGUUUCAUGCCUGGGAACCAGAGACGGGAGAAGCAGCGCGCUUGGGCUGAUCCAGCAUCUCCCCAAGACUUCCGGAAGUCUUUGGAGCUGCCGGGGAGAGGGCUGCAGCCAAGCACUGCGUCCCGUCCUCUCCCAUCUGAGGGUAGCACUCCGCAGAGCUGUGCCAGCAGGGGGGCUGUGCCAACCUGUGUCUAGAGUUUAGGUGUAGGGGCAGGGCCCACGUGGACAGGAUCUGUAUAUAAACUUGAUGUGUGUCUGUGAUUUCUACAACUGGACUUUUUUUAUACAAAUAAUAAAACAACGUGUUUAUUUGGA